This is a messenger RNA of Pectinophora gossypiella (pink bollworm), 1169 nucleotides long. RefSeq lists its product as uncharacterized. NCBI's taxonomy places the organism in Eukaryota, Metazoa, Arthropoda, Insecta, Lepidoptera, Gelechiidae. The record is from RefSeq and is a predicted model, not a curated record. Bases 171 to 1031 code for a protein of 286 amino acids. The transcript has 4 exons.
GCUCUAUGAUAAUUUGUAUAAAAAAUAGGGUGUACGGCCAAAUUUUUACUUAACAGUAAAAUUUAUAUGAUUAAGUCUUCCAGUGUAUCUAAAAUAUAAUCGCUAUUUUUAUGCCAUUAUAGCGUAAUAUCUUUGUGGGUGCUUCUUUAAUAGCUAAAAUAUCACGUUGAAUGCCACUGUGCACGGCUUUUUCCCUGCAGUUGGAAAACAUCCAACACAAAAUGGAUGAAAACAUUGAUAACAAUGUUGCUGUUUUAGCAAUGUUGGAUAACCAAUAUGGGGCAAGUGCACCUGCACCACAUAAAUCCGCCAUGAAUAUGAUGGAAUAUAGUUUACAAAGUCAUACACAAACAAUAAAUAUUCCAGAAACUGAUAGUACUGAAAACAAUAAACAAAAUAUAAUUUGGACUAAGAAUGCAACAUUAAUGCUUUUAAGUUUUUAUGAAACUAAAAUGCACAUGUUAGAUAAUCCGAAGAAAAAAUCGAAGUUAUGGGCAUCGAUAGCUGAGGAAUUGAAAGCUUUAAAUAUUGAGGUCACGCCAGAUCAAGUCAGAUGGAAAAUCAACGCAUUAACAAAAAAGUAUAAAGAUUGUGUAGACAAUGGUCAAGGAUCUUCAUCAUUUAAAUACUAUAAUGAAAUGCACCAUAUACUUGGUCGAUAUAGUGAUGACACUGGCACUUACAGAUUAGCAUCAGGUGUCAUGCAAAAUUGUGAUAACAGGACUAAGAAAUCUUUGAACAAAACUCCUUUUCGGAAGUUAAGAGCGGAAAGAAGAGCAAAAAUAGAAUUAGACAAACAAUGGAUAGAAUACCUAAAGAGACAAGAUGAACAGAAACAAAUAAGAGAUGAAAGGUAUGAGAGAAGCUUACGUGUUAAAGAAGAGGAAUUACAGCUGAGAAAAAAAGAAUUAGAAUUGAAACAAACUUUGGCUCUGAAGAAACUACAAUUAAAAGAAAGAAAACAAGAAGAGCUGCUUAAAAUUGAAAGAGAGAAAUGUUCUUUAUUAAGAAAAUUACUCGCUGAUCAAUAGCAGUAUCUAGAACCAGAAAGAAAAGCUAAUUUAUACAUAACAAUAAAAUCAUAAUUUACCUGACAUACACAAGGACGAGAUACUAAUGUUAUCAAAUUAACAGUCAAAGAGUUAAUAGUAUAAAUACUGCCUUACUAA